AUGUUGAGCCGUGUUUUUUCGUUUUUCUGGCGGCCAUGGUCAACGGGUCUACUCUCCAAUCUAUCUGUUUUCUUUCGCUCCCUUAGUCGGCUGUUUGGAAUAUCCGAAGGGAGAUCCGAGAAAUACAAUGGAGACAUAGAGCAGUGCAAGACUCCGACGGCCGUUCAUCCUACUGCUCUCAAUUACUCAAAGGACACAACAACCCUCAUUACCCCGGGCCUAUGGAUGCGAGAACUAAAUCCUGAUCUACCGGACGAAUAUUUCAAACCCCCAGCCAACACAAGAGCAGAUAACAUCUAUGUGUCCAAGGGAGUUCUUUUAGAUAUCGGCGGGACCGCGUAUCUUGAACGGCCCCCCUCUGGAGAAGUGAUUAAAACACCUUUACCAGACGUAGAUCCUCGAUGCUUCCGAGAAAAUUGCCGCAACAUGCGCAUUGAAGCUCGAGUUUAUAAAAUACUUGGUAAUCACCCACGGGUGCCGACACUGCUAAGUUGGGACCCGGAGACGUGUUGCAUCAGGAUGGAAUACGUGGCCCAUGGCAGUUUAAAGGAUUACAUGGACAAGAAUGAGGAGAAGUUAUCUCCCGAGCUCCGUCUUCGAUGGGCAAAACAAGCCGCAGAAGGACUCACUCUUCUUCAUUCUCAUGACAUACUUCAUUGCGACAUUUCGCCUCGGAAUUUCCUACUGGAUGAGAACUUAAAUCUCAAAAUAUCUGAUUUCGGUGGUGUUUCAAUUUCUGGUGCUGAGCCUACUGCUACUGCAGGAACAAGGUUCAGAUGGCCUGUCAUGGACUGGGAUAUUCCUCCCACGGUUGAAGACGAUAUUUUCAGCCUUGGAUCGUUGAUCUACUUUAUUAUGAGUGGGGUGUAUCCUUACAAGGACGCAGCCAGCGAUGAAGUAGAAAGGUUAUAUGUGAAUUGGGAGUUCCCUGAUGUCAGUGACAUUGUAUGUGGUGACAUUAUAUGUCGAUGCUGGUACCGAAAGACAACCGCUGGAGAAGUAUUCAACGCUCUAGAACACAUUUCACACCAACAUAUUGCUAAAGUCAUAUCUGGAUUGUGA
Trichophyton benhamiae CBS 112371 is the source of this 1062-nucleotide messenger RNA. RefSeq lists its product as uncharacterized. The transcript has 2 exons. Gene Ontology annotation, molecular function: ATP binding; protein kinase activity. Bases 1 to 1062 code for a protein of 353 amino acids. The record is from RefSeq and is a predicted model, not a curated record. NCBI's taxonomy places the organism in Eukaryota, Fungi, Ascomycota, Eurotiomycetes, Onygenales, Arthrodermataceae. Gene Ontology annotation, biological process: protein phosphorylation.